UUUUUCUCAUCUCACCAGCACUGACAGAAUUCUUUCUUAUUUUUCCUUUUGAGUUACUACAAUUCAGGCCUACUUGGUUAACAAUGAAGCAAGUUCAAUUCCCAUUUCUUCUUUUCUUGAUCUUCUUCCUCCAUUGCACCAAAACUUCUGCUCAGUCUCCACCACCAUCAGGCCCUACAAACAUCACAGGAAUCCUUGAGAAAGCUGGCCAGUACACCACUUUCAUUAGGCUACUAAAAAGCACACAAGAGGCUGACCAAAUCAACUCACAAGCUAACAACUCCAACCAAGGCCUUACCAUCUUUGCACCAACAGACAGUGCUUUCUCAAGUCUCAAAUCAGGCUCACUGAACUCUCUCGCUGAUCAGCAAAAAGUCCAGCUAGUGCAAUUCCAUAUCCUCCCUUCUCUCUAUUCUAUAUCACAGUUCCAAACUGUGAGCAACCCUUUGCGUACACAAGCUGGUGAUAGUUCCAAUGGCCAGUUCCCACUAAAUGUAACCACAUCAGGAAACCAAGUGAACAUAACAACUGGGGUUGUCGAUGCAACAGUGGCUAAUACUGUAUAUUCAGAUAGCCAGCUUGCUGUUUAUCAGGUGGACAAAGUGCUCCUUCCAUUGCAGCUUUUUAAAAAAGCUGUAUCACCAGCUCCAGCGCCAGCGGAGAAGCCUAAGAAGAGAGUUUCGGGUUCAGAUGCUCCUACAAAGUCUACUGGUGAUGCCUCUGUUGAUAGUUCUGAUGCAAUGCGUUCAAACCACCCAGCAAUCACAGUGAUAUCCUUUGGAGUUGCAGUUAGUGCCGCAUUUUAUUCUUUGUUGUUAUAAUUUUUUUUUGUGUUUGUUUAUCAUGAUGAGAUCUUGUUCGAGCAGUUAUAAGUGUUACUAAACUAAGUCACUUUUUUUUUUGAAUAAUCUCUAUGUCACCAUUGCCUAUUUUUGUUGAUUCAAUGUAAGAUGAAGGUCCCCUGAGGUGGUGAUCACAUAGGAGGAAAUUUUGAGGGAAUUACAAUAACCUAAAUGUUUUGAGA
Molecule: messenger RNA, 1024 nt
Organism: Quercus robur (English oak)
Lineage: Eukaryota; Viridiplantae; Streptophyta; Magnoliopsida; Fagales; Fagaceae
Product: fasciclin-like arabinogalactan protein 11
Exons: 1
Coding region: 84-821 (245 amino acids)
Source: RefSeq, a predicted model, not a curated record